CUUACCUGAAUACUGACAAUUGACAAUUUGACAUACACCAACUACAACUCUACAAGGCGCCUUCCCUAAUCCCCUUCGCUACCGUAACAAGGCUACCGGCGGUCCAAAGUUCACGGCGGCUCAUCUCUAUAUUCCACCGCCUCCGGCCCCACACCUCCUACAGUUCUCUUCAGUUUUCUAAGGUUUUAAAGGCCAAAUUGAACAAGUAAUACAGAAUUUUGAAGCCAUGGCAGGAGCACCCCAAAAUCUGUUUGAGGAUGGUUUCGCAGCAGAGAAGCUUUUCAAUCAGGGCUAUUCAUAUACCUAUGAUGAUGUUAUCUUUCUCCCUCAUUACAUUGAUUUCCCUACUGAUGCAGUUGAGCUUCAUACCAAGCUUACAAAAAACAUUUCUCUAUCUAUCCCUUGUGUCUCCUCCCCUAUGGACACCGUCACUGAGUCUUACAUGGCGGUAGCCAUGGCCGCCCUUGGUGGGAUUGGUAUAUUGCACUCCAACAACACCCCCUCUGAGCAAUUCUCUCUCCUCCAAUCUGCCAAGUCCCGCCGCAUCCCUUUUGUUUCAGACUUUGAGAUCAAAUCCCCGUCAGAUGUGAUUGAAUCAGAGAGUGAUUUUGGUUCGUCGAGUGUGAUUUUGGUUACCGAGACAGGGAACAGGAAGUCAAGGGUUAUGGGUUAUGUGUUAAAAUCUGAUUGGGUGAGCUUGAAGAAUAAGGAUGGCAGAGUUUGUGAUUACAUGUUAAAAUUGGAUUUUUCAGUGCCAAAUAGCUAUGAUUUGGACCAAAUUGCUGGGUUUUUGGGCGAGAAAGGGGUUAAAUUGGUGCCAACUGUGAGAGAGACUGAUGGUGAAGUUGUCGAUUUGAUGACAUUGGAGGAUAUAGAGAGGUUUCAAGAACUACCAAAGAGAGGUUUGCCUUCUUUAGCAUCAAAUGGGGAGUUCUUGGUGGGGGCUGCAAUAGGGACCAGAGAAUCAGAUAAGGAGAGGUUGGAAUAUUUGGUCAAGGGUGGGGUUAAUGCUGUCGUGUUGGAUAGCUCUCAAGGGAAUUCUAUUUAUCAGCUGGAUAUGAUAAAGUAUAUAAAGAAGACUUACCCAGAAUUGGAUGUCAUUGGAGGGAAUGUGGUGACUAAAUAUCAAGCUCAAAACUUGAUUCAAGCAGGAGUUGAUGGACUAAGAGUUGGCAUGGGAUCUGGGUCAAUUUGUACCACUCAGGAAGUCUGUGCAGUGGGAAGAGGACAGGCUACUGCUGUGUACAAAGUUUCAUCUGUUGCCGCACAAUGUGGUGUCCCUGUCAUAGCUGAUGGGGGCAUAUCAAACUCCGGUCACAUUGUUAAGGCCCUGGUUCUUGGGGCAUCUACUGUGAUGAUGGGAAGCUAUCUGGCUGGUAGCACUGAGGCUCCUGGUGCUUAUGUGGUUCAGGAUGGUCGCCGUCUUAAGAAAUAUCGAGGCAUGGGUUCUCUGGAAGCAAUGACAAAAGGAAGUGAUCAACGUUAUCUCGGGGACAAGUCUAAGCUUAAAAUUGCACAAGGUGUUGUUGGAGCUGUUGCAGAUAAGGGUUCAGUUCUAAAGUUUGUGCCUUACGCGAUGCAUGCAGUUAAACAAGGGUUCCAGGAUCUUGGUGCCUCAUCGCUUCAGUCGGCCCAUGAUCUUUUGAGAUCAGAAGUAUUAAGACUUGAGGCUCGAACUGGUGCAGCACAAGUUGAAGGCGGAGUGCAUGGCUUGGUAUCGUAUGAGAAGAAAUCAUUUUAGCAACAGUUGAGCUUUUGGCAUAUUGAUCAAAGAGUUGUCUGAAUGCUGUUAGGUUUAUGUUAAUUUGAUGGCUUAAAUUUAAUAAUAAUAGACAAAAAUGGUUCCAUAUCUUGAAUAAUGUAGGAACUGAAAGUUGAAUUUAAUCAAAUCAGCAUUCAAGUUGUUUAACCCUGUA
Molecule: messenger RNA, 1916 nt
Organism: Spinacia oleracea (spinach)
Lineage: Eukaryota; Viridiplantae; Streptophyta; Magnoliopsida; Caryophyllales; Amaranthaceae
Product: inosine-5'-monophosphate dehydrogenase 2
Exons: 5
Coding region: 227-1741 (504 amino acids)
Biological process (GO): GTP biosynthetic process
Cellular component (GO): cytoplasm
Molecular function (GO): IMP dehydrogenase activity
Source: RefSeq, a predicted model, not a curated record